Macrosteles quadrilineatus (aster leafhopper) is the source of this 849-nucleotide messenger RNA. RefSeq lists its product as uncharacterized. The transcript has 4 exons. The record is from RefSeq and is a predicted model, not a curated record. Lineage: Eukaryota; Metazoa; Arthropoda; Insecta; Hemiptera; Cicadellidae. Bases 225 to 761 code for a protein of 178 amino acids.
CCCGGGAUAUUGAGACGGUAAACUUUACUUUUGUGCUGUUUGUUUCGUUGUAUGAUAAUUACGUUUUAUAAGUUUAUGGACUGUAUAUUUGGACUUUCCUACAUAAAAGAGUGUUGUAUUGUUUACUAACAUUCAGUCAAUUUAAUCUCAAUUUUUAAAAUUGUACCUAGAUAAUACAGCAUAAGGCUAGGUUAAAGACCAUUUCCAUCCCUUCUCAGCUUUUUAUGAUGAAUGAAGAUAUUGAGUUUGUCAAACCCAAAGAAAGAAGAUACAACCGAAGAUCAAGUUUUUUUCAGAGGAGCACUGUUUCUCUCUUCACUGACUCUCCAACCAGUUCAUCUGCUAGAUCAGACUCCCCGACUGAAAGCAAUGUCACUAGACCUGCGGAAAACGAGAAAACUGAGUAUCUCAAGGAACUAGAAAAAGAAAAACGAGAAUGGAAGGAACUGUUGCUCCAAAAGAAGAAGCAGCUUAAAGACCUGAAAGAGAAAAGUGCUCAGGUUGCUCCUAGUGUGGAUUUCUUGACCCCAGAAGACAGGAAGUUUCUGGAGGACAGGCCAAACUAUUUGGCGAUUGGAAGACUCUUGGAUAACGUUACAGAACUUGUUUUGAUCAAAGAGAGACGAAUAAAUGCCACAAUUGAAAAGGUCAACAAUCUAAUCAAUAGCUGUGAGAAUACUUGCAAUGACAAAGCAGAUAGUGUGAUUGAUUAUUUCUUAGAUGAUUUUGGUGAAUUCAAGGAAGAUGCUCCAGCAAGUUAGUGUGUUGUCUAUUACAAAGGACUUUUUUAAAGAAUAAAGCAUCUAUAAUUUAAAUUUUGUUUCUAUUAGUCUAUAUCAAUAAAGUACU